AAACACUAGCAAAUUCGCGUUGCAAACAGCAAGGCAGGCGUUGUGCAAUUUGUACAGUUCUCAUCUCGCGCAGCAGUCUCUGGCAGUCAGAGGCAGAGCCAGACAUCGAACAGCAAUUACGUCCGAGGGGGUAAACUAAACUAAUUGAUUGUGCGUUCCUUUUCCACGAAACGUGUGUGCUCCGUGCACGGGAAAAGGGCAAAUCAAACACACACCCGAUCAGCUGUUUUGCCCUGUGGGGCGAUGAAAGUGAGUGCGAAGCUGGUUUGUUGUUGCUUCUUUUAACAGUGAAUGUGAAGCGUUAGCGAAUAGUGCAAACCGGUGACACAAUGUCCGCGUUGUUAUUGCCUUCCCGUGCGUGUGGCGUCUCAACGUGAGCGUAACCUGAAAUUAUCGGCACGCAAACGCGUUUUGCGGAAUAAAAACACACAAACACACGAUUUGUCAAGCGAAAUAAUGUCCAACUAUCCGAGCUGGGAUCAAUAGACGACGACGACGACGCCCUGUGUGUGUACUGUGUGUGUGGAACAAACGGUUCACGAUUUUUGCCCCAAUUUUAGGGGUGCACCUCGCUCACAAUGGUGAGGCUGACGAACGCGGCCAUCUAACAGCAAAGUCAAACAAAAACAAUCCCGUCCAGUCCACCAAACCGUCAGUCGGUCCCCCCCCCCCCUUGGUCUACUCCCCGGUAAAACAAAUACGAGAUGGACCAACAACUUCAACAGCCACCGCAUUCGGUGCCACUGCACGGCAACAGUAACGUCAGUCUGCUGGCAACGAUGGCACAAGCAAUGCGACACCUUAAUGCCACACUCACGACAGCGAGCAGCGACGGUGGUGGUGGUGGUGCAGCCCAACACGACCACCACCCACCGAUCGCCACCAUCGUGGGGCUGCCGGCACUACUCGAAACGGUGCCCUUUCGCAACGACACGAGCGGCGGUGGCUUCAUUAACCCGCAGGACAACACCGACGACGACGGUACGCCGACGAUCUCGAUGGACAAUCUCUACCCAGCGCUGAUCCAGUGUUUUGCCAUCAUCAUUUGUGGAUACCUCGCCGGACGAUUGAACAUCAUCAGCAACUUCGAGGCGAAAGGUCUCAACACGUUCGUCGGUACGUUUGCGCUUCCGUCGGUUAUUUUCCUGUCGCUGGCGGAGCUGGACUGGAGUACGGUGAACUGGAACUUUCUGCUCUCGAUACUGAUCGCCAAGACGAUCGUGUUUUUGUCGGUGGCCAUUAUUUCGCUGCUGGUGGCACGCCCCGUCAACUAUGGCCGGGCCGGUUUGCUUGCCGUCUUCUGCACCCAGAGCAAUGAUUUCGCGAUCGGCUAUCCAAUCGUGUCGGCACUGUACUCGAAAAUUCAUCCCGAGUAUGCGUCGUACAUCUAUCUGCUGGCCCCGAUCUCGCUCGCUAUCCUCAACCCGAUCGGCUACGUGCUGAUGGAAAUCUCCAAAAUUAAAGACAAAAAUGCAGAAAAUAAUACGGCGGCGAAUGAAGAGGCGCAUCUACCACCACCAUCAACAUGCCCCCAGCUGGCGGCCGAAAAUCGACGCAAGAUUCUCAAGGGAAAGGCACUGGUGGUGAUCAAAACGGUCGAAUCCAUUUUCUUCAAUCCGAUCCUCCUGAUGACGCUGCUGGGUGUGAUCGGUGGUCAGAUCUUUCCCAACGGAUUGCCCGUCUAUCUGUCCAGUGUGUUACGGUCGCUGGGCAACUCGUUCUCGGCCACCGCACUGUUCCUGCUCGGAUUGCGUAUGGUCGGGAAAGCUUCCACCCUUCAAGGCCCUGGAUUGAUCCUGCCCGGGAUACUGAUCCUCGUGAAGCUGCUCGUGUUUCCGCUCGUUACACGCCAGACGGUGAACAUCAUGAAUGCGGGCGCCAACUUUAGCGAGACUACCGAUCUGAGCACGUUCGGCUUUCUGUACGGCACGUUUCCGGCUGCACCGGGCGUGUUCGUGAUUGCUUCACAGUACAACCGGGACGUGGAUUUGAUUGCAAGCAGCAUGGUUGCAUCCACGUUCAUCAGCGCACCGUUAAUGUUCAUCUCGGCGAAAAUGAUCACCAUCACCAACCUGACGCCCGCCGACUAUCUGCACGAGCUGGACAAGUUUUCGUUCGACAUCAGCAUCGUGGCGAUCGUGGCGGGCGUGUGGACGCUGGUGCUGUUUGCGCUGACGCGCAAGGUGAAGCGAAUGCCGCACCGCAUCACGUGCUGUCUGCUCGUGUCGCAGCUCAUCUGCAACGUGGGCGUCAUACUGUGGUCCACGCUGGAGCAAAACAGCCGCUGGAAGAUGUACCUGCAGUUUUACUUCUUCACGAUCGGUUGCUACAGCAGCCGGCUGUGGACGGCGUUCCUUGCGAUCACGAUACUGUUCCUGCAGUGUCGCAGCCUCUGCUUUGUGCUGAAGCUGUGGCCCGUGUUUAUUGCUGCUGCUUGGGGCCUUCCGACGCUAAUCGUUUCGCUGCUACUGCUUCUCGACACCAAAAACAUUCUUCCGACGGAGAAACGUAAUCCGAGCUUUCAGUACGGAAAUGCGCAGGCGGCCAUUGCCGUGUUUCUGCUGGUGAUGUGCUUCAUCGUGACGGUGGGCUGUUUGAUAUUGCACCAGCGGUUCAAGAAACGGCACGAACGCUAUCUUACCCUUUCGCGGGAAGUUUCAUCCCCGGACACGGACAGCAGCCCGGUCACUACGAGCUCGGUGGUGAAUCUGUUGGCCGGUAAUGGUGGGGGCAGUUCUACCAUUCACCAGCGCAGACGCCACUCGGUCACGUCGAGUGAUGAUGAAAUCCUGCCAGCCGCGAUCGUAGCCUCCGGCUGUGGUACGGCAGCGGGGAAUGGUGGCUGUGGCGAUGGGAAAGGAGGAGGAGGAGGAGGAGCAGGUGGUUGCUGCAGCAGCUCAUCCACUACCAUUCGCACCGUGGUAGACAUAGAGGAUCUCGCCAUCGGUGCCAGUAUUAAUAACGAUGUAAGCGAAGCCGGUGGUUCGUCCACGAUCCAGUCGAACGGUAUGUGUUCGGCACAGUUUAACUGUCCAGCGGCCGGCAAGCAGCAGUGCCAAUCGUUGAUCGAUCGCUACCGGGAGCAGGCUAGCGAUGGGCUGGAACCGCUCGAGUACGACAAGACCGGCGAUCAGCAGCAGAUACUGCGCCACAUGGUGCUACUGAUUCUCCUGCUCUGCUCAAUGUUCGUCGGCCUUUCGCUGUCCGUGUGGACGCUGAUCAUGGAGGGCAUGUCGGGCAUUUACGUGGAGCUAACGUUUCUCGAUGCGUUCCUCAACUUUGGCCAGUGCAUUAUCGUGCUGGCAGUGUUUGUUACGGACACGGGCGAGCUGCUGCUGCCGCUGAUGAAGUUCUGGCGCAAGGUGUGGUACGGUGCGAACCUGCUACAGCUGCCGAUCUGGAGCGAGCUCAGCACGGAAACGCGCCACAUCUGCGACCAGUUUACGACGCACCAUCUGGAGAUCUGUCGCAAAGCGAUUGCGAAGGACAUACGCUGGCGCAUCAAAGUCUAUCGGCGGGUGUUUUACGGAAGCGCCUUUGUCGAUUGGCUGCUGGAGGUCGGCCUGGCCAAGGAUCGAACCGAUGCAACGCACUACGCCCGCCGGCUGAUUGAUGGACGUGUCCUGCGGCACAUCAACAACGUGUACCACUUUCACGAUCGCAAUCUCCUCUACACGUUCUGUGAACGGCUGUAAAAAGGCGGAAGAAGGCAAUGGCGUUGUAGCGGGGGGGAGGGGGUGCGGAAUGUCCCACCAAUACACCAUUUCCGACAUAUUUCUGUGCAGCCAAUAUCGCGCUCAGGAUGCCUCCUGUGACCCUGUACCCUGAUGCGAUAACAGAAAGGAAUGUGUGUGGGUGUUUGCCGGGGUGUUGUUUGUCCCCCUGUCCCCCUUGUACCCCUUUCCUUUCACCUAUCACCACCACCACAAACCGAUAAGCUAUCAUGAAGAGACGAUCAAUAUAGUUUUGCCAAAACAUAAUACCCCCCCCAAGAUGGACGAUGGACGGUGGUAAAAUAGGGCAGCUUUUUAGAUUUUACUGUUGUAUUAUAAAAUGCAUGUUAAGUUUAAUUUUAAUGCGUCGUGUUUAGUACAUAGCUUUCCUUGCUCUUCUUCCGUUUAGUGUGUGUGUGUGUAUAGUAGUAGAAUGGAAAGAGGGUGGUUGAUGCAGCCACCGUGUGAUAAAAGAUGGGAAAUUAAUCCCCUCUAAGCUCAAGCAAUGAAGCACGAAUGCGGCUUUUGUAUUUUUUUGUUUUUCGACAGGAUUAUGUAUAGUAUAUCUUUACGCACACACACACAUACACAGAUUUAUACAGUAGGAUAACGGGGGGGGGGGGGGGGGGGGGGUCGGGAAGGAACUGUGUGCUAUGCUGCAUCUGACAAACGAAGAAACACCAAACAAUACACACGGGUUGAGACAUGAUGCUGUGCUGUGCUGUGCUAGUGAAAAUGCUGUAGAACAGAGAAAUAGUAUUGCUGAGGAAGGAUUUUGCCAAUCGGGUUCUUAACAAGCGAAAGCGAAACAACUAAACCUAUUGUGUGUGUACCUAUACGUAGUAUGUCGUAUCAACAAAUGCAAUAUUUAUUGUCUAUAAAGAUGAAAUAGUUCUAACCCAACACAACACA
Molecule: messenger RNA, 4625 nt
Organism: Anopheles stephensi (Asian malaria mosquito)
Lineage: Eukaryota; Metazoa; Arthropoda; Insecta; Diptera; Culicidae
Gene: anchor
Product: integral membrane protein GPR155
Exons: 8
Coding region: 705-3695 (996 amino acids)
Biological process (GO): transmembrane transport; intracellular signal transduction
Cellular component (GO): membrane
Source: RefSeq, a predicted model, not a curated record